Oldenlandia corymbosa var. corymbosa is the source of this 2537-nucleotide messenger RNA. The record is from the annotation of a GenBank genome assembly. NCBI's taxonomy places the organism in Eukaryota, Viridiplantae, Streptophyta, Magnoliopsida, Gentianales, Rubiaceae.
CUCUUACACAAUGUUGGAAAAGUUGCCAUAGGUAUCGAUGUGAACAUGUAUGGCUACAAUUUUAUCUGGACAGUAUGAAUCAUAGUCCUAAUUACUACCGAAAUUCGAAAACAGAAACGUCAAAAGUGGCAGCUCUUCUAACACUUUAUUGGUCGAGGAAAAGAAGAGGAACUAGCAACACAGUCGAACACGGCAUCAUUCUUGACCCGACUGCGAAAAUGAGCUAAUUUAAAUAAUGAACUGUUGUCCAUAUUAGCAUUUCUGCUUCGUUUGAAGAAUCCAUUUGAUUAGUUGAUUUCCGCUGUUGGUGUAGGAUUUAAGGAAGCAUGACGGAGAACUUGCCGUAUCCAUCGGUUAGACAAAUAUUGUUUGGUCAAUCAUUCAAGCUGGGCUCUUAUGAUAGCCGUAAGGCUGGAAAUGAUUCGCAGAUGAAGUCCCCUGUUUUUCUGAUUCCAGCUCCAAAUGAAAAGGGCUCUUUUUAUAGUUUCAUGGUGGAUUUCCUUAUGGGAGGAGUUUCUGCUGCUGUUUCGAAAUCUGCCGCGGCGCCAAUUGAGCGAGUCAAGCUUUUGAUUCAGAACCAAGACGAGAUGAUCAAAGCCGGUCGGCUAUCGAAACCAUACCGCGGAAUUGUUGAUUGCUUUGGCCGCACUGUUGGAGAGGAAGGUGUCCUUUCACUUUGGAGAGGAAACUCUGCCAAUGUGAUCAGAUAUUUUCCUACCCAGGCUCUGAACUUUGCUUUUAAAGAUUACUUUAAGAGCCUAUUUAACUUCAAGAAGGACAAAGAUGGAUAUUGGGUUUGCUUUGCUGGUAAUUUGGCAUCCGGGGGUUUGGCCGGUGCCUCGUCUUCACUAUUUGUGUACCACAUCGAUUAUGCCAGAACCCGGCUGGCUGCCGAUGCUAAGGCCACUACCAAGGGCGGCGAGCGGCAGUUUAACGGUAUGGUUGAUGUUUAUAAGAAAACCUUCCAAAGUGAUGGUAUCGCCGGACUUUAUCGUGGUUUCAACGUCUCUUUAGUCGGUAUCACCAUUUACCGUGGUCUUUAUUUCGGCCUCUACGAUUCUCUAAAACCUGUCAUCCUCGUUGGUGAUUUGCAGGCAAGUAUGAAUUCAUAUAUGUAUAUAUUUCCCCUUCCGUCCCAAAAUUAUUAUCUAGUAUGAAUUUUUAUUUUUAGUACAAUUAAUUUUGGGACGGAGGGAAAAACUACAUGUAUGCCAUGGCUAGACAUUUUGAGAUUGGUGAACAUGCUUGAUCGGAUAUAUUUUUCUUUUUUUUUGUGUGUGUUUGAAGUCAAAUUUGAUGCAUCUUCAUUGUAUAUGGAUUGUUUUGUUUAGUGCAUAGUUUUAAAUAUCAUUCUAUUGGAAGUAUGAAAAAAGAUACAGUGAGAUGUAACAUUUUAUUAUUAAAAAAUUCUAAAAAGACCUAGUAAAAAAGAACCAAACACAGCAAAAUAAGACUAGCUUGACGACAUUUUCAACUUAAUGGAAAAAGUCGAAACACAAAGUAUAACAUUGAUCAUCAUUGUCCUAACUUUGACUUGGUUAUACAAAUUGAAAUCUUUUUUUUUUUUUUUUGGUCAACAGGAUAGCUUCCUAGGUAGUUUCUUUCUGGGAUGGGGUGUCACCAUUGGUGCUGGAUUGUCUUCCUAUCCAUUUGAUACUGUGCGGAGAAGAAUGAUGAUGAAAUCUGGAGAGGCUACCAAGUACACCAGCUCAUUCAACGCUUUCUCUGAGAUCAUUAAAAAUGAGGGCCCUAAAUCCCUUUUCAAAGGUGCCGGAGCCAACAUCCUCCGAGCCGUUGCCGGCGCCGGUGUAUUAGCCGGUUAUGACAAACUGCAGCUGAUUAUGUUUGGCAAGAAGUAUGGUUCUGGCGGUGGUUCUUAAAAUUAAAGCUUUUUGCAAUCAAGAUGAUGAUGACGAAAUGGAUAUUCAAGGAAAUAGUUCUCAGCAUUCAUAAAAACUGUAAUGGAACUUUUGCUUGUUUCAGGCAGCUUUGAGCGUUCGAGGUUUGACCAAUUUGUUUUGUUUAGUACUGGAAUUUGAAAUGAUUUGAAUAAUAUCGAACCGAGGCAAUGAUAUGCAAUUGAUUUUAAUGGUGAAUGUUGCGGGAUUGUUUUUAGGGAAGGAUUGUUCGACGCACUUGACCAUAAAAAUACUAGUGAAAUGGAGAUUGUUCUUCCUAACCCGUGCCAAAAAAAUAUUCCAUAUUAAGUUUUCAAAUUUAUACUAAAAACAAUACAAAAUUUAAAACUCAAUGUGGACUAUUUUUUGUGGGACGAAGAGAGUAUUACGAAAUUAAAGUUUAAAAACGCUCUAAUGUUGCUUGGGAUAUCGGCAGCAGUAAGGUUUUGGCGGAAAUUGAUAAUGAAAGUGUCAUCACUUUGGUUAUGGGGAGAUUUAUUAAGUCGUGAUUGGGAGGUUGAGCUGAAGCAUGAGCGUCGGGAAGCAAACUUUAUAGCUGAUUAUUUAAUGUCUUUAGGUCCAUGAGGUCUAUAUCGACUACAAAUUCUACCGCUAGAGUCAGACCAUAGCUGAAACCUG